CUGUCUAGGAUAGCCCCUGUAACAAGGAAUAUAUUACAUCGUCUCGCUCUCGUAUGGGCGACUCACUCGUCGUUGAAGUAUUCAAUCGCCAAGCCAGGUACAAUGGCAUACUUAGCUGUACUUCAGGAAACCUAGGCCAACAAUCUAGACUACAACUAACUCGAAGUCAUGUCUGGUGGUCUACAUCCUCCGCUCAGUGUUAUAGCCUCAUGGCCGAAACCAAAUCAUCUCAAUCCAGAGUUACGGGGAUGGCUCGUACCUGCUGUCAAUAUCGUGCUUUUCUCACUAGCCCUUACGGUAGCCUCAUUGCGACUCUUUGCUCGAUUCUUUAUCCUUAGAAGUGCAGGGAUAGACGACUAUCUAAUAGCUUUGAACUUGGUACCAUUACUUGGCCUGACGAUAGCUCUGUCCAUAGCUGUGAAAGUUUACCAUUUCGAUCGUCAUAUAUGGGACGUACCUAUAGAUGAGGCUACUGCGACUCGCAAAAUCUUGUUUGCAAUUGAAAUCCUGUAUGUCAUCUCGACAGGUCUGACCAAGUUAUCAGUCCUGACGUUUUACAAACGACUAUCUGACGGUGGAAUAUCGCCAACUCUGAUCAGAGUAUCGCAAAGCUUCAUUGCAUUUGUUGGUUUUACCACAGCCUUCUUUACCAUACUGCCCUUUCUUGCCUGUACCCCUUUCAAUGCUUUCUUCGACCAGGUUGACCCUCGCUGGUUCUACACCCACUUGAAACCAGGCCUGUGGAAAUGCUUCGAUGAGCUGACCCACUUCUACGCCAAUGGCUCUAUCAGUAUCUUCCAGGACUUCGUCGCAGUUGGACUUCCUCUUGCCUUGUUCCAUGGGCUGCAAAUUCCUCGCCGUCAAAAGAUCCUUCUAGGCGCCGUCUUCUUCGUUGGAUUUUGUGUAUGUAUCAUUGGUGUUCUCCGUCUCGUCGCCAUCUCACACCUCUAUACCACCACCUAUGACCUCACCUGGGAGACACAGUACGUAUGGAUCUGGACGGGCACCGAGGCCAACGUCGCCGUUAUCUGCGCCUGUCUUCCAUGCUGCCGUGUCUAUGCUUCGCGCUUUCUCAACUACCCGGUUCGCUCGUGGAACAGCAACCGAACCCCCGAUCGAACGCCCCGUGCAUCUGUCAAAGCAGGCUGGAGCGCAAACAGUAGCUCUGCAGCCGCAAAUUCCACCAGUAGGAAGCAAUCAGUUGUGGCACCGCUUACAGCAUACAACGGUACGACAUCGACGGAUUUGUAUAGACCUCAAGGGGACUCCAUCGAUCAGAUUGAAGAUGUAGAGAUGGGGUCGUUAAGGACUCUCCGAGUACCGAGUCCGGCUCGAACGAUAGAGAGCUAUGAGAUGCACGAGUGGGAUAGUCCGGGAUCGCAACGAGAUAGGCACGGCUUUGAUCGGAAUCGGAGGCUACAUCUCGGCCCGUAAUUAAGGGAACUAAGGUGUGAGCAGCGAGUACAUACUCCCAAAUAGCGUGAUCGUGGUUCUGGGUUCUCUAUGAAAGGAGAGCAAAAUGCUUAAUGUUAGAGAUGAUAGAGAGGGUAUUUGCAGUAGAGUCCGCUGACAAGCUCUUAUCGAGUGAAUGACGAUCAGUAGACAACUCUUUAGUUCAAGUUAAGGAGGAGAAAAGCCUACUUCUCGUCAUUCUAAAGCUUCUCUUCCUUCACACUUGUUCCGGAGCCCUGCUAUCGACUAUGAUUUGAUAAUUUCCAUAAUCGAUGGAGAAGCACAGAAUAACACAGGCUUUCACGUGUUAAAGCAAGAAUCACGCUUAAACCUGGGCUGCUUCGCUGCUGUUACCUGACUCUAUCAAGCCAAUAUGUACGAUUUGCCUAGCAUUUU
Messenger RNA from Pseudovirgaria hyperparasitica, 1848 nucleotides. RefSeq lists its product as uncharacterized. The coding region runs from base 169 to 1434 and encodes 421 amino acids. NCBI's taxonomy places the organism in Eukaryota, Fungi, Ascomycota, Dothideomycetes, Acrospermales, Acrospermaceae. The record is from RefSeq and is a predicted model, not a curated record. The transcript has 5 exons.